Messenger RNA from Mesorhabditis belari, 282 nucleotides. The record is from the annotation of a GenBank genome assembly. Lineage: Eukaryota; Metazoa; Nematoda; Chromadorea; Rhabditida; Rhabditidae.
AUGUAUUCAAAUAUUUCUAUUAAUGCUACGACAAGCUGUCGUUGUGAUGAGUGUGAAAAACGAGUGAAUCUUCGGCAAAUGUGGGUUUGUCAUACUUGUGCAUGGAGAACACGACGAGCACUUGGACACGACAUGAUUAAAACAAUUCUCUGUCCGAAAUGUGCCUUGUCUCAUCGACGACAUUGGAUGAAACUUAUCGAUGUGCAAGGUGUUGACCCUUUUGAGAUUGACGUCAACAAAAUUGUCGAAGGCCAUUGGACAGAUUUUGAGCAACCGAUUUCA